Molecule: messenger RNA, 1482 nt
Organism: Fonsecaea nubica
Lineage: Eukaryota; Fungi; Ascomycota; Eurotiomycetes; Chaetothyriales; Herpotrichiellaceae
Exons: 2
Coding region: 1-1482 (493 amino acids)
Molecular function (GO): succinate-semialdehyde dehydrogenase (NAD+) activity
Source: RefSeq, a predicted model, not a curated record
AUGGCGUCGAAAACUCUUGCAGGGAUCAAACGAAAAGACCUCCUGCGAGACAAGGCCUUUAUUGACGAUGUCUGGGUCGACGCCUUAUCGGGCAAGACCUUUGACGUGGUCGACCCGGCGACGCUGGAGAAACUGGCCACGCUGCCCGAAAUGGGCGCCGCGGACGUGAACAGGGCCGUCGAGUCGGCGGACCGGGCGUUUUCCACGUACAGGCAGACGACGGCGCGUCAACGAGCCCGCUGGCUCCGGCGAUGGAACGAUCUCAUCCUCGAAAACGCCGACGACUUGGCGCUCCUGACCACGGCGGAGAAUGGCAAGACCUUGGCCGAGGCGAGUGCCGAAGUCGUCUACGGUGCCUCUUUCCUCGAGUGGUACGCCGGCGAGGCUGAGCGGACGCACGGUGAGACUAUCCCUUCGGCGAACCUGGCGCAGAGAAUCAUCACCAUCAAGCAGCCCAUCGGCGUGGCGACGUGUCUCGUCCCGUGGAAUCUGCCCAUUGCAAUGAUCACCCGGAAGGUCGGGGCGGCUCUGGCCGCGGGGUGCACCACGGUAUGGAAGCCUGCGGGCGAAACACCGCUUUCGUCACUUGCAUUGGCAAUCCUAGCCAGAGAGGCUGGCUUUCCAGCCGGGAGCAUCAACGUGAUUACCACCCUACAUCGCGUUGCCGAGGUGGGCGAAGCGCUCUGUACCAACAAGCUGGUGCGGAAGCUGAGCUUCACGGGAAGCACCCGGAUCGGGAAGCUGCUGGCUCGACAGUGCAGCGAGAACCUGACGAAGCUCUCUCUCGAAUUGGGCGGCAACAGCCCCUUUCUGGUGUUUGACGAUGCCGACGUCGGCAAGGCCGUCAAGGCUUGUCUCCUGGCCAAGUUCCGCAACGCGGGCCAGACCUGCGUCACGGCGAACAGGAUCCUAGUCCAAGCGGGGAUCUACGAGGCCUUUGUGUCGACUUUGAUUGAAAAGGUCAAAGCCCUCAAGGUGGGCCAUGGCAUGGAGGACGGUGUCGACAUCGGUGCGUUGACGCACGAGCGCGCGGUAGAGAAGGCGAUGAGGCACAUCAAAAGCGCAGUCGAGCUCGGCGGCCAAGUCGCUCUCGGCGGCGGACCGCUCGAGUCCAAGAACGGCUACUUCAUCCAACCGACCGUCAUCACAAAUAUGUCUCACAGCUCCAUCACCUGGAAGGAGGAGACGUUUGCGCCCGUCCUCGGCGUGUUCAAGUUCGAGACGGAAGAGGAGGGAAUAGCCCUCGCCAACGACUGCGACGUCGGGCUGGGCAGUUUUAUCUGCACCUCGAGCAUUGCGCGGAGCUGGCGUGUGGCGGAGGCCCUCCAGGUGGGCAUGGUGGGCAUCAAUCUGGGAUUGCUCAGCGCGGCGGAGAAUCCUUUCGGUGGCGUCAAGGAGAGUGGGUACGGGAAGGAAGGUGGCCGCCAGGGCAUCGACGAGUACAUGCACCAGAAGUCCAUCUUUAUCGAUGUCACCGAAUGA